Molecule: messenger RNA, 906 nt
Organism: Diaporthe amygdali
Lineage: Eukaryota; Fungi; Ascomycota; Sordariomycetes; Diaporthales; Diaporthaceae
Exons: 5
Coding region: 1-906 (301 amino acids)
Source: RefSeq, a predicted model, not a curated record
AUGACGAACAUAAUCGAUAAGACUUACGAAGAUGCUAUUGCUUCGAAGCUUCUUCCCGGAGUAACAGCCAUUGCCGGCGACAAGAACGGCCAUACCAUCUACUCUAAAUCUCUGGGAAGAUCAAGCUUGAAAGAAGGCCAGGAUCAGGCUUUUACGUCCUCAACCAUUUGCGCUCUUGCCUCGAUGACGAAGCUCAUGACAUCUGUGGCUGUCCUGCAAUGUGUUGAGCAAGGUAAACUAGACUUGGACAAAGACAUUCGACCCCUCCUGCCUGACAUGGGCAAGUAUGGGAUCAUCACUGGCUUCGACGAUGAGAAGAACCUGCCCAUCUUCGAAACCGAUUCCACACCCAUCAGUCUUCGAAUGCUGCUUACCCAUACAUCUGGUCAUGACGGGGGCUGCGAUUGGGCAGGAAGAGCAGUUGAGAUAGCUACUGGUAUGACUCUAGAGGAGUUCAUGCAAAAGCAUAUUUGCACACCUCUGGGAAUUGAGAAGGAAUUCUCUUUCUGGCCCAAGACCAACCCCGAGAUGAAGAACCGAAUGGCCGAUAUUAGCACUUUGAAUGGACAGGGGGAGCCUCCGGCUGUGGACGAGCCGACUUUCGACAUCCUGUUUGGCGGGACUGAAUGUCUCGGUGGCGGCGGCGGCUUUGGGUCCGCCCAAGGAUACUAUACCUUCCUUUCAGCCGUAUUUCAGCGCGAUCCCCGCGUCCUGACAGUUGACUCUUACACCGAGCUCUUCCGACCACAGCUUGACAGCAAACUCGAGGAAGCUUUCAACAAGUAUCUGGUCCUGUCACCUGCUCAUGAACAGUUUAUCGGUAUGGGUAUUCCCAGUUCAAUUCGCAAGACAUGGUCCCUCGCAGAUGCUUCCGCCCAUGCAUCCAAAGAUUAUGGCACUACAUGA